AUGCGACAAAGUUCAUUCUUCGGUGUGUUGUGUUGCGGGCUGUUGCUCUUCCUUCUUCUAGCGGCCUCUGUAUGUACUGUGGAGGCAAAGGAGUGCACGGUGAAGAAGGGCAUGCGCGCGUGGAAGUAUGACGGUGGGUCGUUUCUCCGUGACGGGCAAAGCAUCACAUGGCACGAGAUGGACAAGAAAGGUGUGCGUUUGGCGUCCUUCACGGAGGUUACGCGUCAGGAGGGUCAGGUGCUUCUGCACGACGCGAAGCGGAACAUGGAUCUGCUGCUGCGGUCGGAUCUCUGCGCCGUGCGCCACUCAGGGGAGGAGAACUUCCGCCAGCUGUACGCAGGGAAAUUCAUGAAGACUGUGGACUGCACAUGA
Molecule: messenger RNA, 372 nt
Organism: Trypanosoma rangeli
Lineage: Eukaryota; Euglenozoa; Kinetoplastea; Trypanosomatida; Trypanosomatidae
Exons: 1
Coding region: 1-372 (123 amino acids)
Source: RefSeq, a predicted model, not a curated record